AUGUGCGACUGUAGAGUAUUAAAAAAAAAUAAUCAAACAUGUCAUUUUACUUCAAAAUGGUAUCAAGAAUUUCCAUUGAUUGAAUAUAGUCCGACCAAGGAUUCAAUUUAUUGCUUUUGUUGUCGAUUAUUUGGUGACGAUCCAGGUAGUGCUCAAUCGGAAAAUGCAUGGACAACAUUAGGUGUUAAUACAUGGAAUAAAAUCAAAGGUAGUCGAGGUUUUAACAAAAACGGGAAACUAGAAGCACAUAAUGAAAGUGAAGCACAUAUAUCAUCAUUACAACGUUAUCUGAAAUUUAAAGAACGUAAAAAUAAUACUGAUUUUAUGCCGGAUAAAACUCUACAACAGCAAGAGCAACAAAAAGUUCAAAUGGCAAAAUCUAACCUAGAAGCAGUUAAAAUAUUCAUUGACUGUGUGAAAUAUUUAUCAACAACUUUUCGUAGGCAUGUCAAAGAAGAGGGAAACUUUUACCAGUUUGUACAAUUAUUAUCAAAGCACAAUCCAGUAUUAAAACAAUGGCUAAACGAUGUUCAUAAUUGUCCAUAUACAGUUACUUAUAUGAGUACAGAUUCACAAAACGAAUUUAUUCAAUUAUUAGGUGAUAGUGUUCAAGAAACAAAUAUGUUAACCAUAUUUGUUCGGUUUGCCGAUGACAAUUUAGAACCGCAAGAACGUUUUGUAUCGAUUAAAGAACUACGUUUGAAAACCGGUGAUGGUAUUGCAAAUCAUAUUUUAGAAGUAUUAAAUGAACUUCAAUUAGAUCCUGAUCGAUUAGCCAUUUUAAAUGACAAUUUAAAUAAUUUAAUUACAAUGAGUGAAAAUAUAUCGAAAAGCUAUGACAUUGAUCCUGAUAAGGAAUUCAAUUAUAAACACCGUCAACGAAGACCACCAAAAAGAAUUGACGAAAAUCCACAAACAGCUCAUAAAUUUACAAGACAAGUAUUGGAUCGAUUAAUUUUAGAAUAUAAAGAAGUGUUAUCAUCGAUUGAUAGUAAUUUAGAAUCAUUAUCAAAAUUAGCACCAGAAUAUAUUACAAAUUUAUCCCAACAAGAUGUUGUUAAUAUUUGUCCAAUGACUAAAAUUGACGAUAGUAAUUUAUUGUAUGAAUAA
This is a messenger RNA of Didymodactylos carnosus, 1110 nucleotides long. The record is from the annotation of a GenBank genome assembly. NCBI's taxonomy places the organism in Eukaryota, Metazoa, Rotifera, Eurotatoria, Philodinida, Philodinidae.